Molecule: messenger RNA, 821 nt
Organism: Pantherophis guttatus
Lineage: Eukaryota; Metazoa; Chordata; Lepidosauria; Squamata; Colubridae
Gene: TMED4
Product: transmembrane p24 trafficking protein 4
Source: RefSeq, a predicted model, not a curated record
GGGGGGCCAUGGCUGCCGGGCGGUUGGUGGCGCUUGCGGGGGCGCUGCUGCUGUUGUGGGGGGGCUCCGCGCGGGGCCUCUACUUCCACAUCGGGGAGACGGAGAAGCGCUGCUUCAUCGAGGAGAUCCCGGACGAGACCAUGGUCAUCGGCAACUACCGGACGCAGCUGUGGGACAAGCAGGCCGAGGCCUUCCUGCCUUCCACGCCCGGGCUGGGCAUGUUCGUGGAGGUGCGGGACCCGGACGCCAAGGUGAUCCUCUCGCGGCAGUACGGCUCGGAGGGCCGCUUCACCUUCACCUCGCACACGCCCGGAGAGCACCAGAUCUGCCUGCACUCCAACUCCACCCGCCUGGCGCUCUUCGCGGGGGGGAAGCUGCGGGUGCACCUGGACAUCCAGGUAGGGGAGCACGCCAAUAACUACCCGGAGAUUGCUGCCAAGGACAAGCUGACGGAGCUGCAGCUGCGAGCCAGGCAGCUGCUGGACCAGGUGGAGCAGAUCCAGAAGGAGCAGAACUACCAAAGGUUCCGAGAAGAGAGGUUCCGCAUGACCAGUGAGAGCACCAACCAGCGGGUGCUCUGGUGGUCCAUCGCGCAGACGGUCAUCCUCCUCCUUACAGGCAUUUGGCAAAUGAGGCACCUCAAGAGUUUCUUUGAAGCCAAAAAACUGGUUUGAUGUCUUCAGCAUCACAUAGGUCAUCGUUCACCAAUGCUCCACUGUUGCUUUCCAUUGAGUAAAUCUUGAUUUUUUUAAAAGUACUAAACUGAGAAAGAAGCACAGCAGACAAUGCCCCUGCCCCAAUUAAAUACAUCCACAAAAACA